AUGGAAGAAAGGGCAAUCAACCUGGAAUUUGUGGAUUCUAACAUACCGUUAGUUUUCGUCAACUCAAACGACAAGGAGGAAGUUUUUGUAGUACCCUCAGACUAUCCAUACAAACUAAAUAGGGUUAACUUACCUGAAAACAAUUCAUCGCACAAUUCUGGAUCGAACGCAGAAUAUCCCGUUCUUCCGAAAUUGGUCAAAACUCCAAGAAGAACAUUAAUAGCGUAUAGUCCUUCAUUGACUGAUCAGAUAGAAAAUAUGUAUAAAGUUCCAUUCGAUGAACUGUUCGGAGACGAUGUAGCAAAGUUUCUGGACAACAAAGAAGCAGAAAAUGGGCUUGAUAUAAGUUCAGAACGAGCGUACUCAGUGUCAAAUAAAUUUAUACAGGAGAUAAAAAAACACAGAAGGCACUAUGUGUUUUGUAAACAGUGGAAAAGGAAUUUAAUACAAAAUUAUUUGGUUAAUUAUUACAUGGAAAAAUACUCGGAAAAUUUAAAUGGGUUUAAAAAUGAAUUUAAAUCAAAGGUGUUAAAUAACAAGGAAUUUUCGAGAUUGUUUGAAGAAAAUAAACAGAUUAACGAUUUAGAGUCAAAUUAUAAAUCAAAUGAUAAUAUAAGAGACUGGAGGAAAUUUAAUCCAUCAUACUUUAAGUCGAUCAAUGACAUGUUGAACAAAUAUCACGAUUACUUAUACAAAGAACAGGAAAAAAAUAAGAAAUUAAAGCACAAAGCAUCGUCGGUGUCGAGGUACUUUUUUGAAAUACUGGCAGAGGCAAAAGAAUGUGAAAGGAAAAUGUACGAAUGUGAACUGAUAGCAGAAGAAAAUACAUACGGAAGAAGAGAUUUUAUAAGUGAAUUCCACAGAGAGACAAAUAUGUUGAAGAAAAGGUGGAGGAAGCUGUACACAGUGUCGUUCGCAUGUCUAAGAAGAACAUGGGAUAGGAAUAGAAGAGGAGCAAGAGGAAUCCAAGCAACACCAACGAGAAGGAACAUGGUACAGAGACCAAUACAACCAGAAAACAUAGAAACACAGUCAACAGAAAGAGACAUGGUGGGAGUUAACCAAAACAUGGAAACGUACAUCGAUAACAGGAACGAAAACACGACGCCAAUAGACCCAGCAAUGAACACAGCAAUGAACACACAUCACAACUCGGAAAAUUAUAACUCAAACUAUACAGACGAAUACCAAAACAAUAACUAUAACUCGUCAAGAGAUACGACGAUACCGUAUGGAGGAGGAGUGUCUAACGAAACUAACGCGAAGGACACAAGCGCAACACAAAUAAACAUGGAAGUUAUGUCAGAGGACGAAGAGAGGAAUAUGGACUCAAAAACAAAAAGUGGAAAUAUGAAUGCAGAAUGUGACGAUAAUAACAUGACGUCGACGAGCAGUAACGCGGAUAAGUCGAAUCAAACGCCAGCGGCAUCAGCAAGGUUUAACCAGAACAACCCAAUUCAGCUGGUACAAAGAGACCAGAACACAACGACGACGCCAAGUAGGAUGAGGAAUACCACGUCAUCGACGCACUCAGUGGGCUCAUACAACGAUGUGGAUCAUAACGAAGUGUUCUCAGCAAGAGUGCCGUCUGGAGGAGUUAAUAAGUGGAUAUACAGUAAGAUGGAGGAGAGAGGAGAAAUGGACGGAUACCACCAGCUGCUGCACGAGCUGGGAACGCUGAUGUUCGCAGGCGGAAGUCAAGUCUUAGGAUUCACAAGUAUGCCUCAGCAGUUGGAUUGGCUAGAUGAAACGGAUACGAACAGAGUGACAGUGCCGCCGAGUCAGGACACGUUCAGAGACGGAACACUGUACACGACGUGCUGCUACGCAGAAAUCAAGCUCAUGAAGGUGCUGCAAAGCUCACUCUACAUGAUGAAGACAGUUAAAAACAGAGGAAGGGAGCUGGUGGCACUGGUGCUGGAGCAGAUACUGGAAGCAAACUCGGAGCUUUUCGACCUGAAGAAAAAGCUGGACAACGGAAGGUCGGCACUGUACAAAAAGCUGAAGCUGCACUGGGCAGAAAGAAACUCAAAAUGGGGAGGAUUCCCGCCCCUGAAGAGAGGAUACAGACUCCUCAACAUGCUGGGAAAGGGAGGCUUCGCAGAAGUGUGGGAAGUCUUCGACCCGAUCACGCUGACAGUGCAGGCGGCGAAGCUGCACAUCCUGUCGCACGACAUGGACGCAGUGGAGCGAGGAAACGUAGUCAUGAGAGUUAAAAACGAGAUCGACAUACACAAGACGUGCAGAACGCACCCGAACAUCGUUAACAUGAAGGCGUGCUUCGAGAUGGGCGACAACAUGCUGGCGACGAUACUGGAGCUGUGCGACGACGGAGACCUGGACCACUACAUAAAGCUGCACGGGCCAGUGCCAGAGAAGCUGGCGAUAACCUGGACGUACCAAAUACUGCAGGGAUUGCUGUACAUGAAGACGCUGCCGGAAGGAAGAGUGCACCACUGUGACCUGAAGCCAGGAAAUAUCCUGAACCACAGAGGAAACAUAAAGCUGGCGGACUUUGGUCUGUCAAAGAUGGCAAGCCACGACGCAACAGAAGUGUACUGGGGAGGAGGAGGAACGAUAUGGUACCAGCCGCCGGAGUGCCUGAUGGCAAACACGAGAGCAAACGCGAAGGUGCCGCUGUCAGACAAGAUCGAUAUAUGGGCAGUGGGAUGCAUACUGUACGAGAUGUUGUUCAACAGUCGACCGUUCGGAACCUUUUGCAGCAAGAGUUCGCUAUCAGAGCGAGUGUACCAAGAGGCGAUACUGGGAGUUAAGUUCCCGCAAACGUACAAGGUCUCAGACGACUGCAAGAAGCUCAUAAGAGCGUUCCUGGCAGUGGACCCGAACGAUAGACCGUCAAUAGAGGAAGCACUGAGCUCGCAAAUAUUCUACUGCGAAUAA
This is a messenger RNA of Theileria orientalis strain Shintoku, 2901 nucleotides long. RefSeq names its product protein kinase. Gene Ontology annotation, cellular component: nucleus. Lineage: Eukaryota; Apicomplexa; Aconoidasida; Piroplasmida; Theileriidae. The transcript has 15 exons. The record is from RefSeq and is a predicted model, not a curated record. Gene Ontology annotation, molecular function: protein serine/threonine kinase activity; ATP binding. Gene Ontology annotation, biological process: chromosome segregation; intracellular signal transduction; peptidyl-serine phosphorylation. Bases 1 to 2901 code for a protein of 966 amino acids.